This is a messenger RNA of Clavispora lusitaniae ATCC 42720, 1587 nucleotides long. Its product is annotated as L-rhamnonate dehydratase. The record is from RefSeq and is a predicted model, not a curated record. NCBI's taxonomy places the organism in Eukaryota, Fungi, Ascomycota, Pichiomycetes, Serinales, Metschnikowiaceae. Gene Ontology annotation, molecular function: magnesium ion binding; L-rhamnonate dehydratase activity. Gene Ontology annotation, biological process: carbohydrate catabolic process.
AUGCUACAUGAUGAUGCUCCACUGAAAUGGCGCUGGAAUAUUCUUACUCUGUUUCAUCUUCCCACUUGCUUUCUUCCCUCUGGCUUGCUUUCUUUUCGAUAUCGGGCCAUCAUUGUCUUCUUUAGUGAUUUGUAUGCAAAAACGUGUCACCAGACCCGUGCCUCCCUCUCUCCCCACACUGGCCUGCAUAUGUCACCCCGCGAUGGGUUUUUCCGCGCUCUGGGUAUAACCCCACAAAAAUCCGCCGUCGCAUCAUCAUUGCCGCGCUCCCGCGCAGUAUAUAGUGUCUCGCAAGUCCAAAAUAUUCUCCAACAAUCACACAACAUGACAGACUUCCCCAGAAUCAAAAGCGUCAAGACAUAUCUUUUGGAAGGUAAAGGCAUUGGUGGCGACUACCACAAUGUCGAAAAGGGCCACUGGCUUAUUGACAGUCCCAUCUCCAACCCCAUGUCCAAAUACAAAGAAUACCGUGCCUCGAGAGUCAGCUGGGGUAUCAAUGUUUUGGGCUCAUUCUGUGUUGAGAUCGAGGCCACUGACGGAACCAAAGGUUUUGCUACCGGAUUCGGUGGACCUCCAGCAUGUUGGUUGGUGAAGCACCAUUUCCUCAGAUUCUUGGAAGGCGCCGACCCAAGAGACUACAACAUCUUGUGGGACAAGAUGUUCCGUGCGUCCAUGUUCUACGGCCGCAAAGGUUUGCCAAUCGCCGUGAUUUCUGUCAUUGACUUGGCCCUUUGGGAUCUUUUGGGAAAGAUCCGCGGAGAACCCGUCUACAAGUUGAUUGGCGGAGCCACAAAGGAGAAGAUCGACUUCUACUGCACUGGAUGCAACCCACAGGCUGCCAAGAAGAUGGGAUUCUGGGGUGGAAAGGUUGCGCUUCCAUACGGCCCAGACGAAGGCCACGUCGGACUCAAGAAAAACGUCGAGUUUUUGAGAAAGCACAGAGAGGCCGUGGGCCCCGACUUCCCUCUUAUGGUGGACUGUUACAUGUCUUUGACUGUUCCAUAUGCCAUUGAGUUGGCCUCGGCCACAGAGGACUUGAACAUCAACUGGUUUGAGGAAGUUUUGCACCCAGACGACUUUGACGGCUUUGAGUUGUUGAAGAGAGCACACCCUCGCAUGAAAUGGACCACUGGUGAACACGAGUACACCCGUUACGGCUUCAGAAAGUUGAUCGAGGGAAGAAACAUCGACAUCUUGCAACCGGAUGUCAUGUGGGUCGGAGGAAUGACCGAAAUCUUGAAGGUGGCAGCUCAAGCAGCUGCGUACGAUAUUCCUGUCGUUCCACACGCCUCUGGACCAUACUCCUACCAUUUUGUGGUGCUGCAGCAAAACACUCCGUUCCAGGAGUACCUUGCCAACUCUCCUGACUCCACUUCGGUGUUGCCUGUGUUCGGAAACUUGUUUAUUGACGAGCCUGUUCCAGUCAAGGGAUACUUGGACACCACUGUGCUUGACAAGCCUGGUUUCGGCUUGACCUUGAACCCUAAGGUGGAGUUGAUUGACUCCGAGUACAUCUUGUCUCCUACUCCAGAAAGACCUUUGAAGGUGGAGGAAAACGGCAACGGCCACGCUAACGGCAAACACUAG